Ixodes scapularis (black-legged tick) is the source of this 1821-nucleotide messenger RNA. Its product is annotated as OTU domain-containing protein 3. Bases 180 to 1262 code for a protein of 360 amino acids. Gene Ontology annotation, molecular function: cysteine-type deubiquitinase activity. Gene Ontology annotation, biological process: protein deubiquitination. The transcript has 9 exons. NCBI's taxonomy places the organism in Eukaryota, Metazoa, Arthropoda, Arachnida, Ixodida, Ixodidae. The record is from RefSeq and is a predicted model, not a curated record.
UGGCGACUCCACGGGCAUCCAUUCUUCGAUAGAGAGCAAAUCUUGGGGCCAUGCAAAAUUGUUUGGGAAAUGUCGUUCUUCGAUGACUCCGAUCCCCGCUUAAUCGCCCAAUGCUACUCGCUGGAUACCGCAGCCCUUCCCGUCUCAGCCACGGAAGUUAGCCACGACUGCGACUGAGAAUGGCUCGUCGAAAGUCGUCCGAAAAGUCAAACCAGUCUCAAAAGCUGAGCAACCUCAAGCUGAAGAACAAGGCCAAUUCGGACGAUGAGAACUUCACCUGCUUCAAGGAUCAGCUGAAGGCGAUGGGUCUUACUCUUCGGGAAAUACAGGGAGACGGGAACUGCCUAUUUCGUGCCCUCAACGACCAGCUGGAAGGUCACACGAGGAACCACCUCAAGUAUCGGUACGAGACGGUGCAGUACAUGAAGGAGCACAGGAACGACUUCGAGCCUUUCGUGGAGGACGACGUUCCCUUCGACCAGCACCUAUAUAACCUUGGCCAGCCUGGUACAUAUGCAGGCAACGACGCAAUCGUUGCCUUUGCCAGGCUCCACGAACUUGUUAUAGUUAUUCAUCAACUAAAUACUCCUCUAUGGCAGGUGAAAGGAACCGACAAGCCGAAUGCAGUUGAGCUUCAUCUGUCGUACCACAAUGGAGACCACUACAACAGCGUCCGGAAGAUCGGCGAUAAUACUCAAAGUCCCGCAUGCAUCCGAUUAGCUGCACCGAGGGCCGAGAAACAGCAAGACCCGAGCAGAAAGGAUGUCCCCAGCGAACAGACGGCAGCGCAACUAGAAGAGCAAGUCAUGCUUGAGACUGGAGUCCAGGACUUGCAGCUCAUCAGGGAAGUAUUGCAGGACUACGACUUCAGCAAGCAGGGGGCCGUCGAUUAUAUCCGUAGUCAGAGGACUGCAUGCCCCGACAAGGCUGUAGAGUUGAACGAGGAGGUCGAGUCGAUCUGGAGCACGGAAGAGACGGGGGCACGGAUUCUCGGAGACGCCCCGGUUGUGGCCGUUGCCACCAUCGCUCCAAGGAACGGUGUCUCCGAGGACGCCGACGAGACAAAGACCAGGACAGACUCUGCAUCCGGUCCUAAGAAGCGGCUCUCGGCCAAGGCCAAGAAGGAACUGAAGAAGCUGGAGCGCAAGCACAAGAACGUGCAGCGCAAGAAAGGGGACAGCAACACCGUUAAGUCCCGCAACGAGCUGGAGGACAAGACGGCAGACAUCAUAGUGGCAGACUUCAAGUACCUCACCAUCUGAGCACCGAGGGCUUCCUUCCUUUCCCCACAAACUUUCCACUCCGGUCGUCGUGACGUCUCUUUGUCGUUCCGCUAAAGAGGUGCGAAGUGUGAAGACAUUCCAGCCGUGUGCCUUACCGAUUUGAGCGUCGAGCCUGGUGUUGGUUCGUGUCGACUCGCGUCUUCGAGCAUCGCGAAGACAGAAAAGAGUGGGAGGCCAAUUCUUGCUUAACUUAUUUAGGGGGGAAAAAAAAAGAAAAAGAGAGGAGAUGCAUGUGAAUCUAUGUCUGCACGUGUCAACCUUGUUGUGAAUAGACGACGAAACGAAGGAGGCGGCUCCAACUGCCGUACCUCUCAUUUCAAUUUUGGACUCUGCAUUUCUCGUCGUAGCUCGACGAACCUCUUCUCUUUCGUUGUUCCGUCGUCGUGGGAACAAGCUAGCAUGCGCCGAGGAGGAACUCUGCAAUGUAAACUAUAUUUAUUAGAGGACUAACGGAGCGUGCGAGAGAUUCGCUCGAAUUUUCCGAGCGCCAUAGACUGUAAAGAUACGAUGUUGGUUAUAAAGAAAAGGAGUACUACGA